Molecule: messenger RNA, 5319 nt
Organism: Psylliodes chrysocephalus
Lineage: Eukaryota; Metazoa; Arthropoda; Insecta; Coleoptera; Chrysomelidae
Source: the annotation of a GenBank genome assembly
CACACUCCUUGCCGAACCGGUCACCAUUUUGUCAUUAAUACGUUACUAGCAAGAUCGAAUCAUCUGCAGCGAGUGCCGGCUAACUUUUUCCUAAUUUUAACAACAAAUAACGACUUAAAACCGAAAUAAACAUAUAAAAACCAGUGCUAGUCAUUCGAAAUUAGUGAAAAUAACAAAAUGAGUACUGAACUCGCUAGUCCAGUCUUGAACGUGGAUAAAUGCAGCGUUUUAUUACUUGAUAUUGCCGGUACUACGACUUCAAAUACUUUCUUGAAGGAGACUCUUUUCUCUUACGUCGACAAGCAAGUUGAAACGUUUCUGAAAGAAAAAUGGGAAGACGAGGCAGUCAAAGAAGCCGUCAAAACGUUAAAGGACGGCGAACUAGAUCUGGAGGCCGCGGUGGCUCUCGUUAAGGAACUGACCGAGAAAAACAGUGACAACAAGGGUUUGAAAGCGUUGCAAGGUUUGAUCUACAAGAAGGGAUACGAAAGUGGUGAACUUAAAGCUCACGUAUUCCCGGAUGUACCUACCGUCCUGGAAUCAUGGGCGAAAUCUCGCAAGGUCGCAAUUUACUCGACCGGCAGUCUAGAAUCUCAAAAACUCUUGUUCGCUCACACCACCGAGGGCGAUUUGUCAGCACACAUUACAAAAUAUUUCGACCAGGAUACCGGCUCGAAAACCGAAUCUGGCAGCUACGAAAAAAUCUCGAAGGAACUGGAGGUCAAGGGAGAAGAAAUCGUUUUCAUUACCGAUGAUGUCGCGGAAGCCAAAGCUGCCAAAACCGCCGGUUUGGUAACAUCGCUUAUCACCAGAGAGGGAAACGACGCGUUGCCUGAAGACGCUGCGAAGGACUUCCCAGUCAUCACAAGUUUCAAGGACAUCGUCCUUGAAAAGUCCGUCAAGCGCAAAAACGAGGAGGAGGUUCCCCCUACAGAGGAAGAACGACCACCGAAAAUUGCGAAAAAAGAAGAAAACGGCACCGCAGAAAACGGACUCGCUGAGGAUAAACCUAAACCGGCUAAAGAAGAAACUAAAGCACAAGAAAAGAUCGAAGACGAACCAAUGGAAGUGGACGCAGCUGUAGAAAAAGUGGAAAAAGUUAAAGAAAAAGCCGUUGAAGCCACAAAAGAAACUGAUGAAGCACCAAAAACCGAAACCAAGACUGAGGACAACACUGCUGCAAAAGAACUGACUAAAACCGAUGAAACACCCACAGAACCAAUUAAAGAGACAAAGACUGAGGAGAAGAAACCGGAAGAAAAGACGGACAAAAAACCCGCCGAAAAAGACGAAAAACCCAUGGAGACUGCAGAAUCAACCGAAAAGCCUGAAGAAGAAAAAAAGACGGAACAGUUACCAAAAGUAGAAGAAAAGAAAAAAGACGCUAGUAACGUAGAAAAAGAUAAGGAAACUAACGUAGUGGAAGAUGAAAAGAUGGACGUAACGCCCUGUGAUAAAGUAGAAACUGAUGAAAGCAAAGUAGUAGAAACUGAAUCAAAGAAAGUAGAACCCGAAACCAGCAAAGAAGUAGUAGUUGAAGAAAUGAAAGUCGACUCACAAGAAACUAAAGUAACAACAGAAGAAAAGAAAGUAACAACUGCCGAUAAGAUAGUGACAGAAGAAAAGAAAGUAACGACCGUAGAAAAAAAAGUAGAAAAGAAAGUAACAACAGUAGAAAAGAAAGCUGAAGAAAAAGUUGAGAAGAAAGCGGAAGAAAAAGUAGAAAAGAAAGCGGAAGAAAAAGUAGAAAAGAAAGCGGAAGAAAAAAUAGAAAAGAAAGCGGAAGAAAAAGUAGAAAAGAAAGCGGAAGAAAAAGUAGCAAAGAAAGCGGAAGAAAAAGAAAAGAAAGCGGAAGAAAAGGCAGAGAAAAAAGUAGAAAAGAAAGCAGAGGAAAAGGUAGAAAAGAAAGCAGAGGAAAAGGUAGAAAAUAAAGCAGAGGAAAAGGUAGAAAAGAAAGCCGAAGAAAAAGUUGAAAAGAAAAAGGAAUCGUCAGAAAAAGAAAAAUCCGAUAAACCUAAAGCAGAAACGGCAGUUAAAGAAGUAGCGACGAAAGAAAAGAAAGAAUCCGCAGAUAGUAAACCAGCGGAAAGCAAAGAAACCACUGUAACCAAACCGGAAGAAAAGAUUGUAGAAAAAAAGGAAGAAACCAAACCUGUAGAAGAAAAGAAAACCGACAAAGAUGAAGCGACGGCGAAACCAGAAGAAAACGGCGACAAACCGGACAGUAAAGAAGAAAAGAAGGAAGGAGAAACAAACGGCGAAGAAAAAGCGGAAGUAGUGAAAGAAAAAGAGAACAAAAGUGUGCUGGCUAACGGUGUCGAAGAAGAAGCGACGAACGGUACGUCUACUGAAGAGAAACAAAACGGGGAAGCUAGCGAAAAGACGACGGAAGAAAUUAAAGUGAAGAAAAUCGACGAAGCUCCUCCCACAGAUACCACCACCCCACCCGUAAGUGUCGAAGUGUAACUCGUUUUUUCUUUCUUUUACGAUUCGUUUCACUUGUCCUGUAAACAUUUAGUGUUUUUUUAUUAAUUUUUUAUAAUUUUUUUUUCUUAAUUUAUUCGUAUUAUCUAUUAAUUUGUUGUCUCUGACUAAUUAAUUCGGUUACUACUAUUGAGGACGCGGUUUGUUCGCAGUUUCUUACUUUUAUCGUACGUUGAGAGAGAUUACUCCGGGCGCCAGAAGCAAAAAUGUUAAAUAAUUCUUAAACGGUUUAAAUUGACGCAAAAAUGGUGAAGACCUUUUUUGUAUAUAAUAAAAAUUUUCGUUCUUUUUGUUUGUAUUUUUUUUAUAUGAUUGAUAUUUUCCGAGGUAAGACGAUUUUAAAGUUUUUUUCUUUGUUAAAAAUCGUUGACUAAAAAUAUUUAUUCAACUUUGUAUUUAAAAGAAAAAUCUUUGAAGGGUCUUAACUCGAAAAAUACAAAUGGUAUAAAAAAGUUUUGAACGAAAAUAAUGCUAAAUAUUAUCUAGAAAAAAGGUCUUUAUAAUAUUUGCUGUAGUAUUGACCAUUUAAGAGUUAUUUAACAAAAUGGCGACUGACUUUAAAAUUUUACAACCCCGCACUUGAAUGAUUAAUUUUUAGAUAUUUCUGGCGCUCGGACUAGAUUAUGUGAGAUGAUUCGGGCGUCAGAUGUAAAAGCGCCAUUUUGUUGAAUAACUCUUAAACUGUUUAUAUUACUAAAAAAAAAAUGUUACAAGACCUUUUUUAAAGAUAAUAAUUUUAAAUUAUGACGUUUAAAAUUUUUUUUGUAUCAUUGGUAUUUUUCGAGUUACGACGCUUUUAAGUUUUUUAAUGUCUUUUUUUUUUUUGUGAAAAAUUUCGUUAUAGAAACAUCACAAACUUGUAUUUUUAAUCUGGCGUACAUCGAUAGAUAACGAGGCGUUUCGUUAAAAAAAAAAAAACUUAGAGGCGUCGUAAUUCGAAAAUUAUAAAUGUUACAAAAAAAGUUUUAAAUAAAAACAAUGCAAAAAUUAAUUAUUUAAAAAAAGGUAUUUACAUGUUUUGCAGUAAUAUUGACCAUUUAAGAGAUUUAACAAAAUUACUACUAACUUUAAAAUUUUAAAACCACGCACUCUGAGGAUUCAUUUUUAGAUAAUUUUGGCGUUCGGUAUAUAUUUGAAAGAGUACUUUGGGCGCCAGAUGUAAAAACGCCAUUUUGUUAAAUAACUCUUAAACUGUUUAUAUUACGAAAAAAAAUGUUAAAGACCUUUUUUGAAGAUAAUAAAAAUUUUCAAUUUUAAAAUUUAAAUUUUGUUUUGUAUCAUUGAUAUUUUUCGAGUUAUGACGCUUUUAAGUUUUUUAAUGUUUUUUUUUUGUGAAAAAUUUCCUUACAGAAACAUCACAAACUUGUAUUUUUAAUUAAAAAAAUUUUUAGUUAAAAAAAAAACACUUUAAAGCGUCGUAACUCGAAAAUUACAAAUAUUACAAAAAAAAAUUCAAAUGAAAGCUAUGCAAAAUUUAAUUAUCUACAAAAAAGGUAUUCACCAUUUUUGCUGUAAUAUUGACCGUUUAAGAGUUAUUUAACAAAAUGACAACUGACUUUACAAUUUUAUAACUACACACUCUGAGAAAUUUUCAUAUAGUUCUGGCGUCCGGACUAGACUGUUGGAAACUAAUCGUAGCCCAGUCGUUUGUCGGUCGUUUUGACAGCUGUCUAAUGUCAUAUGUGAUCAUUGAAAUUUUAUUUAUUAAUUUGGCUGUUUUAACUGUGAUCUUUGUGUUUAAAAAAUGUUCUCGAUACUCGAGAUGUGAUACUUUAAAUUAUAAGCGCGAUUAAAUGGUAAAUUUUUUUAAGUUAAACGUCUCUAUUUUAGAAACGGUUAAACUUAAAGGUUUGAUUAAAAAACAGAAAAGUUGCGUAAUUAAAUGGUCAAUAACGACAGAAACAAAUACACCUUAUUUUGAAAAAUUAUUUUGUUAAAAUAACAUUGAUUAAAUAUUUUCAAAAAUAAGGCUUUAUGAAUUUGUUUUUGUCACUUUAUCAGCACCUUAAAUACUCAAAACUUUUGUAAAAUAUCACGAUUUUAUAUUCUAAAAAACAUCACUUUUCUAGCUAGCGAUUUUGACGUGCGUCAAUUAAUGAUAGUCGUCUGAAAACGGUUGACAGCUGUCAAAAAGCAAAUGUCUACGACUGAUAAGCGACGAACGAUCGGUUUCCGCGAAUGUAUGUUUGAAAUUAAUGGAGAAUCAUUUUUUUGUGAUAAUUGUUCCUGUUAGGCUAAAAUCUUCCAAGUAUAUAAGUGCCAACGAUACAUACACACGUUUUAAGACUGGUAUUUUGAGAAUAUUAAAAAAGACUGCGAAUAGUUUGGGGGGCUUGUAUUUCGAAAUUUAAAAAAAAUCAGUAUUUCUUAUCUAUUAUUAUCUUGCUAAGACUGUAAAUGUAAUUGAUAACCCAUAAUAUACUUGAACCAUUUUUGAUGGCGUUCUUUUAUAAAUAUGAUAAUUUUUUUUAGUUUUUGUACUUAGUGUGAAGUAAAACAUUUAUCGGAACUAAAACAUUCCUAGUGAAUUAAUAUUAUUCGUUUUAUUUUUAACUAAUUGAAAAAAGUAAAGUAAAAAAUACUCGUUUUUAUUCGUUCUGAUGUGAAUCUCUUUGAUGACAUUUAAUUAAUUAAAAUGUUUGUUCGGAAUCGUGACGAGCUGAAUGAAAAUUUUUCUAGCAGUCACGGUUUUUUUGAGUUUUUAAUCGUUUUUUUUAUAAUUUGGUGUAUUUGAUGGGCCUAAUAAAAGGUUCUAUUUAUUGUAUACGUUUAAGCACCAUAAUAAAAACUUUUGUAGCGUUUUUUGUAUCAUUUAAUUUACCUUCAUCAUUCCUC